Molecule: messenger RNA, 1189 nt
Organism: Ziziphus jujuba (common jujube)
Lineage: Eukaryota; Viridiplantae; Streptophyta; Magnoliopsida; Rosales; Rhamnaceae
Exons: 5
Coding region: 63-950 (295 amino acids)
Molecular function (GO): hydrolase activity
Source: RefSeq, a predicted model, not a curated record
UUGCGUUCAUUUUCGUACUGGCUGAUGAAAAGGAACAUCCGGUCGGCUGGUAAGGAGGGCAAAUGAUGUUAGCAGCAGCUGCUACUAUUCUCACAUCAUCAGCUUCUAGAGCCUUCAGCACCACCACUCGGAGGCCUCUUCAUAACUCCGUUGCUGCCUUCUCUCACCUACGUUCUCUCUCUUCCCCAAUCUCUCGCUUCUCAGUCCGCUCAAUGGCAGACUCCGCAGCCUCUUCCUCUCCUUUCAAGAAAAUUCAAAUCCAAAGAGACGAUACUGCAUUUGAUGCAUAUGUGAUUGGCAAAGAAGAUGCUCCUGGGAUAGUCGUGCUUCAAGAGUGGUGGGGUGUGGAUUUUGAGAUCAAGAACCAUGCUAUAAAAAUUUCUCAACUCAAUCCAGGAUUUAAAGCUCUUAUCCCAGAUUUAUACAGAGGGAAGGUCGGUUUGGAUGUUGCAGAAGCACAGCACUUGAUGGAUGGUCUUGAUUGGCAAGGUGCUGUUAAGGAUAUACGUGCUUCAGUUAACUGGCUGAAAGAAAAUGGCUCAAAGAAGGUUGGUGUUACUGGAUUUUGCAUGGGGGGUGCUCUCUCGAUUGCAAGUUCUGUUUUGGUCCCUGAGGUUGAUGCUGUCGUUGCAUUUUAUGGAGUUCCUUCAUCACAGCUUGCAGACCCUGCCCAAGCCAAGGUUCCUGUUCAGGCUCAUUUUGGAGAGCUUGAUAGUUUUGUUGGCUUUUCAGAUGUGACGGCCGCCAAGUCUUUGGAGGAGAAGCUGAAAGCAGCAGGAAUCCCAUAUGAGAUACACAUUUAUGCAGGUAAUGGACAUGCUUUCAUGAAUAGGUCUCCGGAAGGUGUUAAGCGGAGGAAGGGCAUGGGAUUGCCCGAUGAGGAUGAAGCUGCUGUAGAGCUCGCUUGGUCUCGCUUCCAGUCAUGGAUGACCAGCUACUUGUCUGCUUAAGCGGUGUGAGAUUUUAUGUAUAUAUAUAUAAACUUAUCUACCAUUUGGUUGGUACUAGCCAACUAAAAUAGUUGAGUCCAAUUUUAAUAGCUCGGUAUAUUGGAUAGUUUCUAUUGUGCUUAUUGCUCUGGGUGUUUCUUAUGCAACUUUGAGGGUUCUUUGGUGGUCAAAUAAGUUAGUUUGCUUGUAAUUACCUUAUCCUGAGGUUUGGCUUGAAGUACAGUAUGUUUUGGUUUUUA